AUGGAUUCAAUGCGGUCACUCAAUAAAUCACUUCCGUCUACGACUACAGCACAGCCUCCGGAGCUACUCCUGCAAGCAUUCAAAACCGCUGCCCUAUCCGUUACCAACCUCUACAAGAAUGCAGUAUCGGACCAAGCUCAGUCACGGCAACUUGGAUACCAGGACGCACUCGAAGACCUCCGAGCUUUCUUGGAUAAGGAGAAAAUAGGUUUUACAGAUGGCGAAGGACAGAAGAUCAGGAACUGGGUCAUGGAUAAGAUCGAUAUGACUGGAACGGCUUCAAACGACAGUGAUGAUGAUAAAGUCGACACCGACAAGGCCAACCGAGCAGCGUCACCGGCUGCUGUACGCAAAACGAAUCCUGAUACCGCUGCCUCGAAACCACAACCUGAACCUGCUCCGUCAAGGCAGCCCUCCGAGACCCCUACGCCCCCAUCAACGUCCAUACCCUCUGAGCCUAUUGCUAUAGUGCCUCCCCGGACGGCGGCCUUCACUUUCACCGCCGGUCAGAGCCUCCCCAUGCAAGAGGAUAUCGAUAUGAAAGCCGGCAUGGAUAGCUCUCCCUCGUUAUCAGGCGACCCACAGAUCACCACCUCACAUCCGUCUCAUCCCCCGGUCAGGCUAGAAGUGCAUGCCCGUCCACCUCGAACACCACACCGCCACGGAAGCGGGAACCGCCAUAACCCUCGCUCUAUCAACCGGGAUCCCACGCCCGGCGCUGGAUCGAAACGGAAAUUCCAUUUUGGCGAAUUUUUUGAUAUCUCGAAUCUAGGAAACGGCCGAGAUCCGUUCGGCGGACCGAAACGAGGCCGCUUCUUAUAG
Molecule: messenger RNA, 822 nt
Organism: Nannizzia gypsea CBS 118893
Lineage: Eukaryota; Fungi; Ascomycota; Eurotiomycetes; Onygenales; Arthrodermataceae
Exons: 1
Coding region: 1-822 (273 amino acids)
Source: RefSeq, a predicted model, not a curated record